This is a messenger RNA of Neolamprologus brichardi, 1268 nucleotides long. Lineage: Eukaryota; Metazoa; Chordata; Actinopteri; Cichliformes; Cichlidae. The record is from RefSeq and is a predicted model, not a curated record.
GAAAUUCUUCCGGUUCAAAGGUGAGGAGAACCGGAUCCAUGUUUGUCGGUCUUGUGGGCUGAGGGCUGGCAGCAUGUCGGCGAUUGGGGUUCAUUUCGGUUACACAUCCGCGUGUGUGGCGAUAUUUAAGGAUGGACGGGCUGAUGUGGUGGCUAACGAUGCAGGAGACAGAGUAACUCCAACCGUGGUGGGCUACAGAGACACUGAACAGAUUGUAGGUAUAGCAGCAAAACAGGGACGGGUCCGCAACGCUGCCAGUACAGUCGUCAAAGUGAAACAAGUGCUCGGGAGAAGCUUUGAUGACCCAGAGAUACAAAGGCACAGGACGGAGACCAAAUGUCAGGUAGGUUUGAACAACGAAUCUAAACCCUCUGAAAGACCAAGAGUCAGGAAAACGGCUCAGUCGGCUCUGGGAGGCUCGGAUGUGAGCGACGCUGUCAUCACUGUUCCCUCAGAGUUUGCACAUGCUCAGAAGCGUGCUCUUAGGAACGCCGCUGAAGCUGCAGGGUUCAACGUCCUGAGGCUGAUCCACGAGCCCGCCGCCGCUCUGCUGGCCUAUGACAUCGGACAGGAGUCGCCGUCAGGGAAGAGGUGUGUCUUAGGAAAGGAACGCCUCAGAUUUCAUUAUGGUCAUUGGUUUAAAACCGACGUGGUCGGCGUGGUCGUUCUUUGCGGCGGCUCGGCCAGAAUUCCUCGUCUGCAGCAGAUGAUCCGGGAAAUGUUUCCGGAUGUGGAGCUUCUCAACUCGGCACCUCCUGACGAGGUCAUCGCUGUGGGCGCGGCCCUGGAGGCGGGGCUGCUGGUUGGCAGAGACGGCCUCACCCCAGAGGAGGACUCUGUCACGGUGGAUGUGUCCUCCAUUGACGUGCUAGUAAAAGAGACGGACGAGUCUGGAGCUGAGAUGUUCACGCUUCUCCUUCCUGUGGGCACACCCCUCCCUGCCCACAGACACCACAUCCUCAGGGGGGACGGGAAACUGUCCUCCCUGUGUUUGGAGAUUUACCAGCGAUUCAUCACAGAGCAGCCGGAGAAGCUGUCCAAGAUUGUUUUUAGAGACCUUCAGCCCACAGACGAGAGUCACAGCGUCGACACUGUGGUGACCAUGAAAAGCGACGGCUCCAUUCAUCUUUCCUGUGUAGAGCAGGGCACUGGAAGGUCAGAGGUCGUCACCAUAGCAGCAUCAUGACGUGUUUUCCAAAAAACAAACGAAGCAUGGUCUCAGUGCGACGUUAUUUCCUGUUUUUUACUCAAUAAACGUAUUAAACCUG